AUGCAGCCGGCCGUUCGCUCGCAAAAGCCCAAGCUUUCCCAGAAAGCUCGUCCUUUCUCGACCUCUGUCUCUCGUCGGGUCAGCAGCCAGGAAGCCCCCAAUGCCCAGGCUUUCCUUGACAGUGGAAUGAUUGCCGGUGGCAGAGAACUCGUCGAUGUGAAGAAGGUUCUCGUCAUUGGAAGUGGUGGUUUGAGCAUUGGUCAAGCUGGAGAGUUUGACUACUCUGGCUCUCAAGCCCUCAAGGCCUUGAAGGAGGCCGGUGUCCAAUCGGUCUUGAUCAACCCCAACAUUGCUACUAUCCAAACGGCUCACGUUCUUGCGGACGAGGUGUACUACCUCCCCGUUACUCCUGAAUAUGUUACCUACGUCAUUGAGCGCGAGAGGCCCGACGGUAUCUUCCUCAGCUUCGGUGGUCAAACUGGUCUUAACUUGGGUGUCAAGAUGGACAAGAUGGGCAUCUUUGAUCGCUACGGCGUCAAGGUCCUGGGUACCAGCAUUGAGACUCUCGAGACCAGUGAGGACCGUGACCUAUUCGCCCAAGCUCUCAAGGAAAUCGAUAUCCCAAUUGCUGAAUCCAUCGCUGUCAACACCGUGGACGAGGCGCUUGAUGCUGCUGAGCAAGUCGGUUAUCCCAUCAUCGUUCGGUCUGCCUUCGCACUUGGUGGUCUCGGUUCCGGUUUUGCCAACAACGCCGAGGAGUUGAGGGACUUGUCCUCUCGCUCGCUCACUCUGUCUCCCCAAAUCUUGGUCGAGAAAUCGCUCAAGGGCUGGAAAGAAGUCGAGUAUGAGGUCGUUCGCGAUGCCAGCAACAACUGUAUCACUGUCUGCAACAUGGAAAACUUUGAUCCCCUUGGUAUUCACACUGGUGACAGUAUCGUCGUGGCCCCGAGUCAGACUCUGAGCGACGAGGAGUAUCACAUGCUCCGUACUGCUGCCAUUAAGAUUAUCCGUCACUUGAAGGUCGUUGGCGAGUGCAAUGUCCAGUACGCCUUGCAGCCCGAUGGUUUGGAUUACCGUGUCAUUGAAGUCAACGCCCGUCUCUCUCGAUCCUCUGCUUUGGCGUCCAAGGCCACCGGUUACCCGCUUGCCUACACCGCCGCCAAGAUUGGUCUCGGUCACACUCUCCCGGAACUCCCCAAUGCCGUCACCAAGACGACUACCGCCAACUUUGAACCCAGUUUGGACUACAUUGUCACCAAGAUCCCUCGUUGGGACUUGAGCAAGUUCCAGCACGUCAAGCGUGAUAUUGGUAGCGCCAUGAAGUCCGUCGGUGAGGUCAUGGCCAUUGGCAGAACGUUUGAAGAGUCCAUCCAAAAGGCUAUUCGUAUGGUUGACCCCCGCUUCCUUGGUUUCCAGGGAGACAAGUUCGACGACCUCGACGAGGCGUUGCAGAACCCCACUGAUCGGCGCUGGCUCGCCGUUGGUCAGGCUAUGCUCCACGAAAACUACUCGGUCGACCGUGUCCACGAGCUCACCAAGAUUGACAAGUGGUUCCUGUACAAGCUUCAGAACAUUGUUGACUGCCAGCGCGACAUUGUCGAUGUGGGCAGCCUCUUUGGUCUCAAGAAGGAGCUCCUCACUCGUGCCAAGAAGCUUGGUUUCUCUGACAAGCAGAUUGCUCUCUGCGUUGGCAGCACCGAGAAUGAGGUUCGCGACCGCCGCAAGGGCUUUGGCAUCCGUCCCUUUGUCAAGAGAAUCGACACUCUGGCCGCUGAAUUCCCCGCUGAUACCAACUACCUGUACACGACUUACAAUGCUUCUUCGCACGAUGUCACCUUUGACGAUCACGGUGUGAUCAUUCUUGGUAGCGGUGUCUACCGUAUCGGUAGCUCCGUCGAGUUCGACUGGUGCGCUGUCAACGCUACCCUCUCCCUCAAGGAGAUGGGCAAGAAGACUGUCAUGAUCAACUACAACCCCGAGACCUACUCCACCGACUUUGACACUGCUGACAAGCUCUACUUUGAGGAGCUGAGCUACGAGCGUGUCAUGGAUAUUUACGAACUCGAGUCUGCUAGCGGUGUUGUCGUCUCCGUCGGUGGUCAGCUGCCUCAAAACAUUGCUCUCCGUCUUCAGGAGACUGGUGGUGCUCACGUUCUUGGUACUGAUCCGGUUGACAUUGACAAGGCUGAGGACCGUCACAAGUUCUCUCAAAUCUUGGACAGCAUUGGUGUCGACCAGCCCGCCUGGAAGGAACUUACCUCUGUUGCCGAGGCUCAGACCUUUGCUGAGCAGGUUGGCUACCCCGUCCUCGUCCGUCCCAGUUACGUCUUGUCUGGCGCUGCCAUGAAUGUCAUCCACAGCGAGGCCGAGCUCAAGGACAAGCUCCUCUCUGCUAGCGAAGUCUCCCCUGACCACCCCGUCGUCAUCACCAAGUUCAUCGAGGGCGCUCAGGAGAUUGAUGUGGACGCUGUUGCGUCUGCUGGCAAGCUCCUCGUUCACGCCGUCAGCGAGCACGUUGAGGCUGCUGGUGUUCACUCUGGUGAUGCCACCCUGGUUCUUCCCCCUGCCGGUCUCGACGAGAACACUGUCCAGCGUGUCAAGGGCAUCGCCGAGAAGGUUGCCAAGGCCUGGAAAAUCACUGGACCCUUCAACAUGCAGAUCAUCAAGGCUGAUGACCCCAGCGGCGGUGAAUCCGCUCUCAAGGUCAUUGAGUGUAACCUCCGUGCUUCCCGUUCCUUCCCCUUUGUCAGCAAGGUUCUCGGUACCAACUUCAUCGAGGUUGCCACCAAGGCCCUUGUUGGACGUGAUGUUCCCGAGCCGGUUGACCUCAUGGCUGAGAAGCGUGACUACCUUGCUACCAAGGUUCCCCAGUUCUCUUGGACCCGUCUCGCUGGUGCCGACCCCUUCUUGGGCGUCGAGAUGGCCAGUACCGGUGAGAUUGCUUGCUUUGGUAAGGACCUCGUUGAGGCCUACUGGACCAGCUUGCAGUCUACCAUGAACUUCCGUCUGCCCGAACCUGGUGAGGGUCUGCUCUUUGGCGGUGACAUCACCAAGCCCCAGCUCUCCAAGAUUGUCGACUACCUCAGCCCUCUCAAGUACAAGUUCUUCGCCGCCAGCCCCGAGGUCAAGAAGCACCUUGAGGAGACUUCUGCUGAGCACGUCGAAGUCGAGGUCAUUGAGUUUCCCAAGGAGGACAAGCGUGCCCUCCGUGAGGUCUUCCAGAAGUACGACAUUCGUGGUGUUUUCAACUUGGCUGCCGUUCGUGCCUCUUCUCUUCUUGACGAGGACUAUGUCAUGAGAAGAAAUGCCGUCGACUUUGGUGUUCCCUUGUUCAUGGAGCCCAAGACCUCUGUGCUCUUUGCUCAGUGCAUGAACGAGAAGCUGCCCCGCAAGGAGGGCAUCCCCAGUGAAGUCCGCCGCUGGUCAGAGUUUAUUGGCGGCAAGCCAUUGUAA
Xylona heveae TC161 is the source of this 3393-nucleotide messenger RNA. Its product is annotated as large subunit of carbamoyl-phosphate synthase. The transcript has 4 exons. The record is from RefSeq and is a predicted model, not a curated record. Gene Ontology annotation, molecular function: ATP binding; dihydroorotase activity; aspartate carbamoyltransferase activity. Lineage: Eukaryota; Fungi; Ascomycota; Xylonomycetes; Xylonales; Xylonaceae. Gene Ontology annotation, cellular component: cytosol; cytoplasm. The coding region runs from base 1 to 3393 and encodes 1130 amino acids. Gene Ontology annotation, biological process: L-citrulline biosynthetic process; 'de novo' pyrimidine nucleobase biosynthetic process; UTP biosynthetic process.